CGGCUCCGGGAGCCGCGGGAGCCGCCGGUGCUGACAGAAUAUCACCCUGGCACAGGCCCUGCUGCAUCCCAGACCCACGGCUGCCAGUGGGACUCCUGAAGAGCAUUUCAGCUGAAAACCUACAGCAACAAAGGAUGGGGUACAAUUUCUCCUAUGGAAAGCUGCCAGAGAGGGACAACAGCAGCUCGGCCAACGCCAGCGCCGCGGGCGCCGCCGCCCACGACCAGUUCACCACCAUCGUGCUGCCCCUGCUCUACCUCCUCAUCUUCCUGGCCAGCCUGCUGCUCAACGGCCUGGCCGUCUGGAUCUUCUUCCACAUCCGGAACAAGACCAGCUUCAUCCUGUACCUCAAGAACAUCGUGGUGGCGGACCUGCUGAUGACGCUGACGUUCCCGCUGAAGAUGCUGCGGGACGCGCGGCUGGGCCCGCGGCAGCUGCGCGCGCUCUGCCGCCACGGCGCCGUGCUCUUCUCCGCCAACAUGUACACCACCAUCGUCUUCCUGGGGCUCAUCAGCGUCGACCGCUACCUCAAGGUGGUGAAGCCCUUCGGGGACUCGCGGAUGUACAGCAUCACCUUCACCAAGGUGCUGUCGGGCUGCGUCUGGGCGGCGAUGGCGCUGCUGGCGCUGCCCAGCCUGGUGCUCAGCGGCGCCCUGCCCGCCCGGCGCGCCGGCGACGACUGCCCGAGGCCGAAAUCCCCGCUGGGGGCCAGGUGGCACUCGGCCGUGCUCUACAUCAACACCUGCACCUUCGUGGUGGUGCUGGUGGUGCUGAUCGGCUGCUACAUUGCCAUCUCCAGGUACAUCUACCGGUCCAGCAGGCAGUUCAUCAGCUCCUCCAGCCGCAAGCGCAAGCACAACCAGAGCAUCAGGGUGGUGGUGGCCGUGUUCUUCACCUGCUUCCUGCCCUACCACCUGUGCCGAAUACCCUUCACUUUCAGCCAUCUGGACAAGAUCUUGGACGACUCUGCGCAUAAAAUCCUGUAUUACUGCAAGGAGAUGACGCUGUUCCUGUCGGCGUGCAACGUCUGCCUGGACCCGAUCAUUUAUUUCUUCAUGUGCCGCUCCUUCUCACGCAGGCUGUUCAGGAAGUCCAACAUGAGAACCAGGAGCGAGAGCAUCAGGUCCCUGCAGAGCGUCAGGAGGUCGGAGGUGCGCAUCUACCACGAGUACACCGACGUCUGAGGGCACAGAGCCCUGCCGGCCUGUGGCAGGGCCUGAACAUGCUGUAAAUAAAAUGGCUCUGUGGGAACCUGAGCCCGGAGCUCACCGAGGGAUGCACGGACACGCUGGGGUCUGUGCCAGCUCACCCACAGCUCAGGUUCCGUGCCCAGGCACCGGCUCGCUCUGGGCUGGGGGCUGCUCGGGUGGGUGCCAGGUUGGCCCGCUGGGUGCUUUGGAAACCAGCACGGGGCUGCCUCAGCUCAGAGAGCAGCCCUGAGCUCAGGGGCUGCAGCCAGGAGGGAGCCCUGGCCUGGAGCAGGACCCACCGCGGGGAUCAGCCUCCCCAGGGCGGGGAUGGAGCAGGGCAGGGGCAGGGGAGGAGGUGGCACAGCCCCCGGGGACCCUCAGGGUGACCCUCAGACCCUCUGUGCCACGGGGCUCUGUGCCAUGAGGCUGUGUGCCACCAGGUCUGUGCCACCGGGUCUGUGCCACCAGGUCUGUGCCACCAGGCUCUGCCACCGGGUCUGUGCCACCAGACUCUGCCACCAGGUCUGUGCCACCAGGUCUGUGCCACCAGGUCUGUGCCACCAG
Molecule: messenger RNA, 1754 nt
Organism: Ficedula albicollis (Collared flycatcher)
Lineage: Eukaryota; Metazoa; Chordata; Aves; Passeriformes; Muscicapidae
Gene: GPR87
Product: G protein-coupled receptor 87
Exons: 3
Coding region: 135-1184 (349 amino acids)
Biological process (GO): G protein-coupled receptor signaling pathway
Cellular component (GO): membrane
Molecular function (GO): G protein-coupled purinergic nucleotide receptor activity
Source: RefSeq, a predicted model, not a curated record